AUGAACAACUUUAGUAAUGAAGAGUUUGACUGCCAUUUCCCGGAUGAAGGCUUUACUGCCAAGGACAUUCUGGACCAAAAAAUUAAUGAAGUUUCUUCUUCUCACGAUAAGGAUGCCUUCUAUGUUGCGGACCUGGGAGACAUUCUAAAGAAACAUCUGAGAUGGUUUAAAGCUCUUCCUCGGGUCACCCCCUUUUAUGUACUCAAAUGCAGUAACAGCAGAACCAUAGUGAAGACCCUAGCUGCCACAGGGACAGGAUUUGACUGUGCCAGCAACACUGAAAUCCAGUUGGCGCAGGGUCUCGGGGUGCCUCCUGAGAGGAUUUUCUAUGCAAAUCCUUAUAAACAAGUGUCUCAGAUUAAAUACGCUGCCAAUAAUGGAGUCCAGAUGAUGACUUUUGAUAGUGAAGUUGAGUUGAUGAAAGUUGCCAGGGCACAUCCAAAGGCCAAGUUGGUUUUGCAGAUUGCCACGGAUGAUUCCAAAGCAGUCUAUAGCCUCAGUGUCAAAUUUGGUGCCACACUAAAAACCAGCAGGCUUCUUCUGGAACGGGCGAAAGAGCUAGAUAUUGAUGUCAUUGGUGUCAGCUUCCACGUGGGAAGUGGUUCUACUGAUCCAGGGACCUUCAUGCAGGCCAUCUCUGAUGCCCGCUGUGUCUUUGACAUGCGAGCUGAGGUUGGUUUCAACAUGUAUCUGCUUGACAUUGGUGGUGGCUUUCCUGGAUCUGAGGAUGUAAAGCUUAAAUUUGAAGAGAUCACCAGUGUAAUCAACCCAGCGUUGGACAAGUAUUUUCCGUUAGACUCUGGAGUGAGAAUCAUAGCUGAGCCAGGAAGAUACUAUGUUGCAUCAGCUUUCACGCUAACAAUUAAUAUCAUUGCCAAAAAACUCGUAUUAAAGGAACAGACAGGCUCUGAUGAUGAAGAUGAGUUGAGUGAACAGACAUUUAUGUAUUAUGUGAAUGAUGGAGUAUAUGGAUCAUUCAACUGCAUCCUCUUCGAUCAUGCACACGUGAAGCCUCUUCUGCAGAAGAGACCCAAACCAGAUAAGAAGUAUUAUUCAUGUAGCAUCUGGGGACCAACCUGUGAUGGCCUGGAUCGCACUGUUGAACGCUAUAACUUGCCCAAGAUGCAUGUGGGUGAUUGGAUGUUCUUUGAAAACAUGGGUGCUUACACUGUCGCUGCUGCUUACUUCAGUGGAUUCCAGAGACUGACCAUCUACUAUGUGACGUCAGGGCCAACAUGGCAACUGAUGCAGCAAAUCCAGAACCACAACUUCCCACUCGGAGUAGAGGAGCAGGAUGUUGGCACUCUGCCUGUGUCCUGUGCUUGGGAGAGUGGAAUGAAACAGCACCCAGAAGCCUGUGCUUCAGCUUGUAUUAAUGUGUAGAUACCAUUCUUGUAGCUGUUAACUGUGAGUU
This is a messenger RNA of Balaenoptera acutorostrata (minke whale), 1414 nucleotides long. RefSeq names its product ornithine decarboxylase-like. The record is from RefSeq and is a predicted model, not a curated record. Lineage: Eukaryota; Metazoa; Chordata; Mammalia; Artiodactyla; Balaenopteridae. Gene Ontology annotation, cellular component: cytoplasm. Gene Ontology annotation, molecular function: ornithine decarboxylase activity.